AUGCUGAAAGUCCCGGGGACCAAUCGUUUUCUGUUUCUUCCAUGCCGAUUUAUCGGAACGUCCUCUCUGCCGACGAUAUAUGCUUUAUCAACACCGCCAGGGCAGCGAUCAGCGAUAGCAGUGGUUAGAAUAUCUGGAAACCAUUCAAAAUAUAUUUUACGGAGACUCACCAAUUCAGAGAAGGAACCUGUUCCCAGAGUUGCAUCUCUCAGAAGACUCUAUCAUCCAGAUCAGAAGCGAAAUCUCUUGGAUACUUCUCUGACGCUGUUCUUUGAGUCUCCCAAGACAUUCACAGGAGAAGACAUUUUAGAAUUACACUUGCAUGGGGGUAAGGCAGUUACUGGUGCUGUGCUUAAAGCGAUUGAAUCGCUCCACGAUCUAGAAAAAGGAUUCAAUAUCCGUUACGCCAAUCCUGGAGAGUUCUCGCUCAGAGCAUUUCAGAACGGUAAGUUUGAUCUCACUGAAGUAGAGGGCAUUAAGGAAUUGAUCGAUGCCGAAACUGAGACACAGCGCAAGAGCGCUUUAUCAAGCUUCAACGGCGAGAAUAAAAGUAGAUUUCUACAGUGGAGAUCCCAAAUCGUCGACAACAUCGCCAAGCUGACUGCCAUAAUAGACUUUGGAGAAGAUACGGAGAUCGAAGAUAUAGAAAGUAUUCUUACGAACGUCGAGUCGGAUAUACUUCAGCUGCGAGCAGUAAUACGGCAAUUUAUCGAGAAGAUCGAAAGAUCAAACAUUCUACGAAACGGGAUCAGAAUAGUCCUUCUUGGGCCGCCGAACGCUGGAAAAUCAUCUCUGAUCAAUACUAUCAGUCAAGACGAUAUAUCGAUCGUUUCGCAAAUUCCAGGCACGACCAGGGACGCAAUUGAAAUAGCCUUGAACAUCGGAGGCUACAAAGUCAUUAUCUGUGAUACAGCUGGUGUCAGGGAUGACUCAUCGGACGCCAUAGAAAAGAUGGGUAUCGAAAAGGCACUGAAGAAGAGCGAAUCAUGUAAUUUGUGUCUUUUGCUAGUGGACCCAAACAACACGCCUCUGAUACCAGAGAGCUUAAAGCGGCAUCUAGCCUCACCUCAUUUUCAAAGUGCCGAUAAGGUGAUUCUGAUAAACAAAAUUGACACUAUUUCUCCAGAAGAUUUAGACCAUAUUGUGCUUCGCAUCAGCCAGGAGAUAGGUCAAAAACUUCCAAUAUUACCAAUAUCUUGUCUAUCAGGCGAAGGUAUCGAGAACUUGGCCACAGAGCUGAUUACUAAAUUCCAGUUGUUGUCCGACAGCAGUGACGAGUCCAAUCCCAUCAUCGUUUCGCAGAGAGUGAGAGAAAUAUUAUCCAAUGACGUGCUAUAUGGGAUUGACGAGUUUCUAUCGUUCAAAAAGGAUGUAGUCAUGGCUUCCGAAAGUCUACGGCAUGCCGCAACAGGUAUCGGGAAGAUCACAGGAGAAGCGAUUGGCGUAGAAGAGGUAUUAGGCGUUGUAUUCUCUAGUUUCUGCGUAGGGAAGUAA
Messenger RNA from Torulaspora globosa, 1494 nucleotides. RefSeq names its product Mss1p (gene MSS1). The transcript has a single exon. Gene Ontology annotation, biological process: tRNA methylation; tRNA wobble uridine modification. Gene Ontology annotation, cellular component: cytoplasm; mitochondrion. The coding region runs from base 1 to 1494 and encodes 497 amino acids. Lineage: Eukaryota; Fungi; Ascomycota; Saccharomycetes; Saccharomycetales; Saccharomycetaceae. Gene Ontology annotation, molecular function: protein binding; GTP binding; GTPase activity. The record is from RefSeq and is a predicted model, not a curated record.